Gossypium arboreum is the source of this 1004-nucleotide messenger RNA. RefSeq lists its product as uncharacterized. Gene Ontology annotation, cellular component: mitochondrion. The record is from RefSeq and is a predicted model, not a curated record. NCBI's taxonomy places the organism in Eukaryota, Viridiplantae, Streptophyta, Magnoliopsida, Malvales, Malvaceae. Bases 185 to 766 code for a protein of 193 amino acids. The transcript is spliced from 3 exons.
UAACCUAAAAUAAAUCAAGACUACAGGGCCAAUAUCGUCACUCAAGCAACCAUUACAGCUGAACCACCUUUUAAUCUGGACUUGGCCUGUUCGUUUGUAUAUCCAUCUCUGUUUUUCUUUUACCAGAUAUUCCCCCGUCCCCCCUUUUGUUUGGAUAGAAAACUCUAUGGUUAGCUAAACAACAAUGGCCACGACAGCAGUUCUAACACUUACUCCUCUCUCUUCCACUUCUUUCUUGACUGCCCAUACGUACUCCAAGCUUUCCUCUGCAUUAACUUCAACUUCCAUCAAACCCAAGUUUAGAAGCUAUCAAAUCAAAGCUAUUAAAGAAAAAGCUGAAGAAAUUCAAACCCCCCCUUCAUCAUCAUCGUCAUCAUCUGUGGAUGAGGUUACAAAGAAGUAUGGCCUUGAAGUUGGGCUAUGGAAGAUAUUCAGCUCAAAGGAAGAAGGGGAACAAAAGAAAUCAAAAGGGGAUCAAGCAAAAGAGCUUCUAGCAAAAUAUGGAGGGGCAUACUUGGCAACCUCUAUUACUCUCUCCUUGAUAUCCUUCUCCCUUUGUUAUGCACUAAUCAGUGCAGGAGUUGAUGUUCAAGCACUGCUGCAAAAGGUGGGAAUCUCAACUGAUGCUACUGGAGAGAAAGUCGGGACCUUUGCUCUGGCAUAUGCUGCACACAAAGCUGCAUCUCCUAUAAGGUUUCCUCCAACUGUGGCUCUCACUCCUAUUGUUGCGGGUUGGAUAGGAAAGAAGGUUGAAAAAGAUAAGUGAAAUGUUUGGGUACUUCCAAAUUCAAUGCUCCUGUCUCAUCAUCAUAUUUAGUGUACAAGUAAUACAUGGUUUUCUUUGGUUGUUUCCCAUGGAGGCUUGAAGAGUUUUUCUUGAAGCUUCAAAAAUGAUUUUGGUUGAUUUGAGUGUGCUUGCAAUCGGGUUAAUUGCAAAGACUAGCAUUCAUUUGUUGAAAAUAGACAUAAGAUUGUAAUAAUAAAAAGAUUAAACCUAAAUAUAA